Messenger RNA from Besnoitia besnoiti, 276 nucleotides. RefSeq lists its product as uncharacterized. Lineage: Eukaryota; Apicomplexa; Conoidasida; Eucoccidiorida; Sarcocystidae. The transcript has 2 exons. The coding region runs from base 1 to 276 and encodes 91 amino acids. The record is from RefSeq and is a predicted model, not a curated record.
AUGUCUCCAGGCCAACACUCCACCUGCCACAAGCUUUGUCGGAGAUGCCAUUCUUACUUCAACUCAUCCGACGAGAAGGAGCGGAGCUCGGGGUGUCACUACCAUCACCAAUCGUAUGUUAAUCGUUACCACCCAGAAGGAGAGCGCUACUAUGCGGCGGUGGAAGAAAACCCGAAGCACAAAGGAUGGCACGGGAGUUGCUGGGAAUGCUGCGGCGCAGAGGAAAAAGAUGCACCAGGAUGUACUUGGGGCCCGCAUGUGACCUAUGACGAUUGA